AUGGACUCAACCACAUGUAUCUUUCAGCCUCCAUCAUUAGCUACCACACCAGAGCUCGCCUCAAGCAAAGGUUUUGCGAUUUAUGAGCUUCUCGAAAAGAUCCUCUUGAAGCUUAGCUUCAAGCAGCUCCUAGCGCUUCAGCAAGUCAGCAAACACGUACUGCAUAUGCUCGAGACCUCUAGGCCGCUUCGGCAGAAGCUAAAUCUCGAGCCAGCAUCCGGGGCACCGUAUCGCGUCGACGACGAUCGGGUCAGCCAUGGUGUCAUACAAGCAACGCCACCAUUCUGCACACUCGUGGUGUCUUACUCGGCGGAUUCAGCGCCCCCGGGGUUGGUAAUCGACUUCGUCAUUCGACUCAUGGAUGCAGAUAUCGACAAGUAUGGUCUGCCAGCCAGGGUUGCGGGCAAGACACCAAUGGGCGCACAUUGGUGGGACAUGUACCUGAUCCAGCCACCACCGAGGGUCAUGGAGGUGGAGGUGAGUCAGAAUUUUACCAGACGGCAAGUAUCGAGAUACAGUAUGGACCACGAGGUGGGCUUCACGCUCGGUGCGAUGUUUGCGGCUGCGAUGAGAGAGCGGGCCCGCGGAAAUACUGUUCGCUUCAGGAUGAGCAUUUGA
Recurvomyces mirabilis is the source of this 618-nucleotide messenger RNA. RefSeq lists its product as uncharacterized. The record is from RefSeq and is a predicted model, not a curated record. The transcript has a single exon. Gene Ontology annotation, molecular function: protein binding. NCBI's taxonomy places the organism in Eukaryota, Fungi, Ascomycota, Dothideomycetes, Mycosphaerellales, Teratosphaeriaceae. Bases 1 to 618 code for a protein of 205 amino acids.